Alternaria burnsii is the source of this 1071-nucleotide messenger RNA. Its product is annotated as rrp15p-domain-containing protein. The transcript has a single exon. The record is from RefSeq and is a predicted model, not a curated record. The coding region runs from base 1 to 1071 and encodes 356 amino acids. Lineage: Eukaryota; Fungi; Ascomycota; Dothideomycetes; Pleosporales; Pleosporaceae. Gene Ontology annotation, biological process: maturation of LSU-rRNA; maturation of 5.8S rRNA. Gene Ontology annotation, cellular component: preribosome, large subunit precursor.
AUGGUCAACACAUCGCUGAAACGGAGACGGACCGAGGAGCAGUUGCGCGGAAAGGUGCCAAAGAAGGAGAAGAGAAAGGUCAAGAAGCAGAAGAACUACCACAGUUCGAGUGACGAAGAAGAGGGCGCCGCGCGCGAUGCGCCUCGGCGCGGGAGCAGUCUAGAGCCUGAAGAGCCUUUUCAGCCUUCGGGAGUCAAUGCGACGUUGCCCGGAAAGCAAGAGCUGUCAAAGCAACAGCUGAGGAAACAAGCAAGGUUUGAGGCCAAGAAAGCAGCACAACAAGCGGCGGCAGCAGACGAGUCUUCAGCCAGCGACGACGAAGAAGAAGAGGGGCAGGUUCAGGCAGCGCCACUGAAGAAGCCUGAGCCCAAGUUCAAGGCUAGCAUACCAGCAAAGACGCCAGCAAAGUCUGCCCUGAAAAAGACUGCGCCCGUCGACCAUGAAGCGCCAUUACCCAGCGACGCCGAGGAUGAUCAAGACGACUCUGAACCCGAAGCGGAUGAGUUCUCAAUCGCCGACUCUGAAUCGGAUGCUUCCGACGCCUCAUCUGUAUCCGAGACCUCCACCACCGCUGCGCGCAAAGUACGAAAGCGAAACGACCCCGAGGCCUUCGCCAACUCGAUUUCCAAAAUCUUGGGUUCAAAACUGACAAGCUCAAAACGUUCCGAGCCUAUCCUGUCCCGCAGCAAAGAUGCCGCAACCGCCAACCGUGAGCUCGCCGACUCCAAACUCUCGGAGAAAGCGCGCCGACAAAUUGUUGCUGAGCGCAAGGCGGCACAGGAGAAAGGCCGGGUCAAGGAUGUCUUGGGCCUCAACGACCCAAAUGUCAGCACGGCUGCCACAUCGGCAAAGGAGAAGGAGCUCAGGCGGACAGCACAGAAGGGCGUCAUCAAGCUGUUCAACGCUGUGAGGGCGGCACAAGUCAAGGGUGAACAGGCGGAGAGGGAGAGCAAAGCGGGCAUGGUAGUUGGCAUGGACAAGAGGGAGGAGAAGGUCAAGGAAAUGAGCAAGCAGGGUUUCCUAGAUAUGAUUACUGGAGGGCAGAAAAAGGAGGGCAGUGUGGAGGCUUGA